Messenger RNA from Mycena indigotica, 450 nucleotides. RefSeq names its product UBIQUITIN-CONJUGAT-2 domain-containing protein. Bases 1 to 450 code for a protein of 149 amino acids. Gene Ontology annotation, biological process: DNA damage tolerance; protein K63-linked ubiquitination. The record is from RefSeq and is a predicted model, not a curated record. Gene Ontology annotation, molecular function: ubiquitin conjugating enzyme activity. Gene Ontology annotation, cellular component: nucleus. NCBI's taxonomy places the organism in Eukaryota, Fungi, Basidiomycota, Agaricomycetes, Agaricales, Mycenaceae. The transcript is spliced from 6 exons.
AUGGCCCUCCCGAAGCGCAUUAUCAAAGAAACCGAGCGCUUGGUGGCCGACCCCGCGCCAGGAAUCACUGCUGUCCCACACGAUGACAACCUGCGGUACUUUGACGUGACGAUCCAAGGUCCCGAUGGUAGCCCGUUCCAACAGGGCAUAUUCAAACUCGAACUAUUCCUCCCAGAGGAGUACCCGAUGGCACCACCAAAAGUGCGCUUUCUGACGAAGAUAUAUCAUCCCAACAUUGAUAAACUGGGCCGAAUUUGUCUGGACAUUCUGAAAGACAAAUGGUCUCCGGCACUGCAAAUCCGCACCGUCCUUUUAUCAGUUCAAGCGCUCCUGAGUGCGCCGAACCCGGACGACCCGCUCGCAACAGACGUGGCGAAACACUACAAGGAGAAUGAGAAGGAUGCUCAACGAGUGUCGCGCGAAUGGACACAGCUCUAUGCUUCCGAGUAG